Molecule: messenger RNA, 2127 nt
Organism: Thyridium curvatum
Lineage: Eukaryota; Fungi; Ascomycota; Sordariomycetes; Thyridiales; Thyridiaceae
Exons: 5
Coding region: 1-2127 (708 amino acids)
Source: RefSeq, a predicted model, not a curated record
AUGUCGUCCGAGAAGUUGGAAGGCGUUCAUCACGCUAGCCAAAGCCGACCUCGGCCAAGCAAGAAGGGCCGCUGGAUUCUUACCGCCAUCGUCACUGUUUGUGGACUUCUUUGGCUGCGGCCAGACCAAAGUCGGCUUCAUGAUACAUUUGGAUCCCAUCAUGACGGCAAGGGCAAUCAAUCUCUCCCUUUCUGGGACCGACUUGAGCCGAGCGAGAAGCUGUCAUGGACCCCAUGCUUCCGCGACGCCGGCAACUUUUACUGUGCCCGGCUCACCGUGCCCAUGGACUAUCGCCGCCCGCUGAGCGAGUCUCCCAGCCACCCCAAAGUGCACAUUGCCCUCGUUAUGCUGCCUGGGGAGGGCCAUAGCGAGGAGUCGGGAAGAUUCUCCGAGUCCCCACUCCUGAUCAACCCCGGCGGACCCGGAGGAAGCGGGACCGGCUUUGCCCUCAGCGCGGGACCGGGCAUGCAGGCAGUGGUGGGCCGACACCACGACAUCAUCGGCUUCGACCCCCGGGGCAUCGGUGGCACAUCGCCGCAAGCCGACUGCUUCAUGGGAUCGCAUGACGCCGACGACCCGGCGUCGAUCGAUGAGCAUAACCGCGUCGUCAGGAACCGCAUGAUCUGGAGCCUUCAGAGCCUGACCGCUGGCGUUGGCAAUGACAGCUCCAGCGCCCUUCAAGAUAUGUACGUCCACGCCAAGGCGCUGGGGAAGCUUUGCGCAGACAAGAACACCGAGGACAGCAUCUUCAAAUAUGUUGGCACUCCGCAUGUGGCGCGGGACAUGCUCUCCAUCGUCGAUGCUUGGGAUGAGUGGACACGGAGCCUCAAAAGCAAGGCAAUGCCGUGCAUGAGGCAACCUGCAACGGCAUCACCAGAAGAGGCUGACGCUGACCCAGCGUUGAGCACCCGUGGCAAGCUUGUAUACUGGGGUGUGAGCUAUGGUACAUUCCUGGGAUCUACCUUCGCUGCAAUGUUCCCCGACCGAGUGGGAAGACUUGUUCUAGAUGGGGUGGUCGAUAGUGAUAUUUACUUCAAAAAUGCUUGGAUGGGUUCGAUCCAAGACGCGGACAAGGUCUUGGACCGCUUCUUCUCUCUGUGCCACUCUGCGAAGGAGGACUGUCUUCUCUACAGGAAAGGCGACAAUGUCGAGGACGUCCGAUCGCGCUUUGAGAGUGUUAUGAACAGUCUCAAGGAGGAGCCCAAGAUCGUCAUCUCGAAGCAGAUCAGACUCCCUGCUCUCCUUCCGCAUGCUCAACUGCAGGCGGCGCUUUUUGUCUUGAUGUACUUUCCGGUCAUGUCCUUCCCUGCGCUCGCUUAUAUUGUAGAUUCUCUACAUCGAGAUGCGGACUUGAGCAGUCUGAUGGGAGGCCCACACGUCGAUGUCAUGUGCCAUGCCGACCAAUACCUGUCCCAGUUUCCGGAGGACAGUCCAGUCGCUACAGGUUGCGCCGACUGGAAAGCCUUGAAUAAUCUUCCUUUGUCUGCAGUGCAGAAGAUGUUUGAGGAGCUGUCGCCGACCUCUUCCUUCGCAGGCGUGUUCAUGAGGUUUAUGGCACGGUGUGUUGGGUGGGAGGUCGACGUGGAGGAUAACCCAUAUCUUGAUUGGGACAGCUUCCCGACAGUGGACAGGGCUCCAGUCAACACGUCAUUUCCGAUUCUCUUCAUAUCGACGACCAUCGAUCCAAUUACCCCUCUUCACCAGGCUUUGACCAUGACACAGCGAUUUGGGAAUUCCGGGCUGAUUGAGCAGCUCUCGGAAGGUCACAGUUCUUUAUCUUCAGUAUCGCUCUGCACCAUUGGCAGGAUCAAGGCCUACCUGAACGAAGGCAUGACUCCACCACCGCCGGAACUUGAUGAGUCCGCUGAAAAGAGCCAACACGCCACUGGCAAAUGGGUUCAAUGCAAGGCCGAUGAGAAGCCAUGGCGGCCGUUUGGCACACCAGAAUGGCUUCAAGAAGCACGGGGUCUACACGCUCAGGAGGAUAUCGAAGUCCUGCAGUCCUGGAAAGAAGUGCAGCGCGCUCUGAAGAGCCACUUAUUCGCAGGCAUAGAAUUGGAUGACGGCCCUCUGAAGAACGUUGCCCAUAUGGAUUACGAUCAGCUAGAAAUGGUCAUGGUGUCUUGA